GUGCAGGGUUUAAAUACCAGCCAGAGCCUCUUUUGUAAGCAGCUUGUGUGAAAGUGUGUGAAGAGCGUAGCAGCAUGGUCAGCCGCGUGGAGCAUCCUGCUGCCAGCUACAAGAAGAUCUUUGAGUCUGUGGAGGAGCUGAAUGAACCCAUACCAGCAGUUAUCACUGGUGUUAUCCCGUCAUGGCUGGGGGGAAGUCUUCUGAGGAUGGGUCCAGGUCUCUUCGAGGUGGGAGAUGAACAUUUCCAGCACCUGUUUGAUGGACAGGCUCUCAUCCACAAGUUUGACCUGAAAAACGGUCAGGUGACUUAUUACCGGAAGUUUAUUAGGACAGAUGCUUAUGUUCGGGCCAUGACAGAGAACAGAGUUGUCAUCACUGAGUUUGGCACGGCAGCCUACCCAGACCCCUGCAAAAACAUCUUCUCAAGGUUCUUUACUUACUUCAGAGGCAUUGAAGUGACUGAUAACUGUUUAGUGAACGUCUACCCGAUUGGUGAAGACUUCUACGCAGUCACUGAGACCAACUACAUUACCAAAGUUGACCCUGAUUCACUGGAGACAUUAAAAAAGGUGGAUCUUUGUAAGUACCUCUCAGUGAAUGGGGUGACCGCCCACCCCCACACUGAACGAGAUGGCACGCUCUACAACAUUGGCAACUGCUUUGGCAAGAACAUGAGUCUGGCUUAUAACAUUGUUAAGAUCCCACCUGUUCCGAAAGAUAAAUCAGACCCCAUAGAGAAGUCCCAAGUGUUGGUCCAGCUGCCAAGCAGUGAGAGGCUUAAACCCUCCUACGUACACAGCUUCGGUAUGACAGACAACUAUUUUGUAUUCGUGGAGCAGCCGGUGAAGAUCAACCUGCUCAAGUUCUUGUCAGCUUGGAGCUUCAGAGGAGCCACAUACAUGGACUGCUUUGAGCCCAACGCCAGCAUGGGGACAUGGUUCCACUUGGCCAGUAAAGAGCCAGCGGGUUAUCUGAGUAGUCACAAGUUCAGAACAUCAGCAUUCAACCUCUUUCACCAUAUUAACGCCUAUGAAGACGAAGGAUUCAUCGUUGUCGAUCUCUGCGCGUGGAAAGGUCAUGAAUUUGUGUAUAACUACCUGUACCUGGCUAAUGUGAAAGAGGAGUGGGAGGAGGUGAAGAAAGCAGCUGCACGAGCUCCACAGCCUGAGGUCAGACGAUAUGUCCUUCCACUGGAUAUUCACAGAGAGGAUCGGGGGAAGAAUCUGGUAUCUCUGUCGUACACUACAGCGACCGCCGUUCUUCACAGCGACGGUACUAUCUGGCUCGAACCUGAAGUGCUGUUUUCUGGACCAAGACAGGCUUUCGAGUUUCCACAGAUCAACUAUUCAAAGUGCUGUGGGAAGAAGUACUCCUUCGCCUAUGGCCUGGGACUCAACCACUUCAUUCCUGACAGGAUCGUCAAGCUGAAUGUGCAGACCAAAGAGACCUGGGUGUGGCAGGAGGAGGACAGUUACCCAUCAGAGCCACUGUUUGUGCCGUCACCCGGAGCUACAGAGGAGGAUGAUGGUGUGUUGCUGAGCAUUGUGGUAAAGCCAGGUGCGCAGAGACCAGGUUCCCUCCUGGUGCUGGAUGCCAGAAACCUGACAGAGCUCGCCAGGGCAGAGGUCAACACUAUCAUCCCCAUCACCCUGCAUGGGACUUACAAGCCAUGAAGCUGCGUUUCUUCCAAACAGGUGCUUCAUGAAAUACACCAGUCUGGCUCUUUUCUCCCACCAUAGACGAGUUUUCUUAUGGAAAUGAAACCCCAUCAUUGCUUUACAAUGCUGCUAAAAAAAAUAAAAAUCUUCAGCAGUCUCUGUCAUAUGUUACCUGGCCACACAAUGCAUGUUGGUUCUAUUUUUCCUGUAGCUGUAGCUGGUGGUGAGAAGAAGCCCAGCGAAGCAUUACAUCAACCACAUUUACUGCAUAAUCAGUUUAUGUUUAUGUAAUUGUUGUUGUAAAUCCACAAAUGUACACAGACGGUAUUUUUGCUACAGGUAUUUGAAACAAUUUUGGUCAAAUACAAAAACUGUUAAUGUGUAUUUGUUUUGACAACACAUGUUGUAAAAAUAAAUCUGUGCAUACAUUCAUCACUCAUCACAAAAUUGAGGCAACAUUUGGAAAUGUGAGCUAUAAAAACAUGUAAUCCUACCAAUCCAGUAAAAUUAUAUGAUGAGCAGGAUAUGGGUCUGACCACGUACUAAAAAUCCAAAACUGAGAUUAACAUGAUAUUAGAAAAGAGUUAUAUAUUGGUGCAUCCAUGUCAUUUGGAUUAAGCACCAUUGCUUGUUGCGUAUGGACUUUUGAUAUCACUUUAAAUUUGACUCUUCAUUGCAUUCAAACUUCAGAUUUCAACAUCUUUUUAGAAAAUCAACAGCAUGUUAUAAUACCAGAUGAAUAGUUGUGGAUUAACUGUACUUUAUACAUAUAUGUUCCUAAACUUGUUUCUGUGUACACACUGUGGUUGUUACAACUUAGUUUGGCACCAAAUACAGUAAAUAUGGAGUAUAAUCAAACUUCCACAGUGCUUUGUGAAAGCUAGCUGUUUAUCGUUGACCUUCAUGUAUAUGCAGCACUGUUUAUAAGCCAAUUAUAUUGUUGAAUUUAGAAGAAAAAAAUGUAGAUGCAAAUAAAAGCAGUGCUAUUUUUCUACGAUUGGAAAUAAAGCUGGCUGCAGGUCCACAGCUUGCACAAGCAG
Messenger RNA from Maylandia zebra (zebra mbuna), 2698 nucleotides. RefSeq names its product retinal Mueller cells isomerohydrolase. The record is from RefSeq and is a predicted model, not a curated record. Gene Ontology annotation, biological process: zeaxanthin biosynthetic process; retinal metabolic process. Gene Ontology annotation, molecular function: beta-carotene 15,15'-dioxygenase activity; retinol isomerase activity; all-trans-retinyl-ester hydrolase, 11-cis retinol forming activity. NCBI's taxonomy places the organism in Eukaryota, Metazoa, Chordata, Actinopteri, Cichliformes, Cichlidae.